GACACAGCGCAACUUUCUGCGUAGUCCUCGCGCCAGUGCGCUCUUGCGAAAGGAGUACCUCACUGUCGCUCGAGACCACGGGAUUCGGAGCUAGAGACUGAACCGCGUGACGAAGCAAAUGCUACACAGUUGGUUCAUCCUAAUUUCUUCCUCUCCUUAUUUUUGGACAUUCUCGCGUUGGACGCUGAAAACCGGGGGGGCUUUAAUUUCAAUAAUGACAACUACAGUAGAUGAGCUGACCCAGACCAUCACCACACCCCCUCCUUCGUUCCCUCUCGCGUUCUAGAUCGGCUCUAACUCUCCAAUCAAGUUUGCAUCCUGUGACUCUGCCAGGUAGACUCGCUGAUUGACUGUUCGGCCAAGUUUCCAGCAUUGGGAGCGACCGCGGGCGCAAGCUGAAGCGAUGGAGCUGUCCACGGUGUCCGGUGCUGAUUUCGCGGACCUGUACUCGGUGAUUCCUUUCAAUGUCACCUUCCAGGAGGACCUGGUGAGCUUCAUGCCCAACGGGAGCAACAACACGGAGCAGAGCCCGGUGAAGAGCGCCACGGGUAUCAUAAUAGCAAUCUCCAUAACGGCCCUCUACUCCGUCAUCUGUGUAGUAGGACUGUUGGGAAACAUCCUAGUGAUGUACGGGGUGGUGAGAUACACCAAGAUGAAGACGGCCACCAACAUCUACAUCUUCAACCUGGCCCUGGCGGACGCCCUGGCCACCAGCACGCUGCCCUUCCAGAGUGCCAAGUACCUGAUGAACACCUGGCCCUUCGGCGAGCUCAUCUGCAAGGUGGUCAUCGCCAUCGACUACUACAACAUGUUCACCAGCAUCUUCACCCUCACCAUGAUGAGCGUGGACCGCUACAUCGCCGUCUGCCACCCGGUGCGCGCCCUCGACUUCCGCACGCCCAUCAAGGCCAAGAUCAUCAACGUCUGCAUCUGGAUUCUCUCCUCCGCCAUCGGUGUGCCCAUCAUGAUCAUGGCCGUUACCAAGGUGACGGACAAAGGUAAAACCGUGUGCAUGCUGAAAUUCCCAGACCCUGACUGGUACUGGGAUACCGUGACCAAGAUCUGUGUGUUCAUCUUCGCCUUCGUGGUGCCCGUCCUGGUCAUCACCAUCUGCUACGGCCUCAUGAUCCUUCGCCUGAAGAGCGUCCGCCUGCUCUCGGGCUCCAAGGAGAAGGACAAGAACCUGCGCCGCAUCACCCGCAUGGUGCUGGUGGUGGUGGCCGCCUUCAUCAUCUGCUGGACGCCCAUCCACAUCUUCAUCAUCAUCAAGACCCUGGUGGAGAUCGACCAGAAGAACCCCUUCGUCAUCGCCAGUUGGCACCUCUGCAUCGCCCUGGGCUACACCAACAGCAGCCUCAACCCAGUCCUCUACGCCUUCCUGGACGAGAACUUCAAGCGCUGCUUCCGGGACUUCUGCCUGCCCUUCCGGUCCCGCAUGGACCAGAACAGCUUCUCCCGGGCCCGGAACGCCACUCGGGAGCCGGUGUCGGUCUGCGCCCCGUCGGAAGCUGGGAAGAAGCCCGUAUGACUAGACAUGGACCAGAUGCCCCAGGGCUCCCGCUCGCGGAGGGUCCAGCAGGACCUGCAGUCCGAGGUCACCCAGAUCUCCACCACCGAGUUCUGACUCCCCCCCUCUCCCCGGGGAGUGGCCGCGGGCUUGCCUGGACACUGCUGGAAACAGACAUAACCCCCCCUACUGCCUACCUCUAUACAGACAAUUUCCCCUGUUCCUCCCACUGAGGUCUGAGGAGUUAUGGCCGAGCAUCCUUCGAUCCUGCUGCGAAUAAGCGCGAGGUGUCUCGGACUGCAGCGUGCAUUCUCUUGAGUGAUAAAGACCGACGUUAAAUUCUCACUUUGCACACUGCUCUGGUAGAUAUAGAGGUCAAGCUUAUUCUCUAUGUGGAGGCAUGGAGGUGGUAGUGGGGGAUGAUGUGGGUUGCUAGGGGCAAAUGGUCCAAAAACAGUUAAAUGCUGUGGAUUUUGACAUCAUCAGCUUGGAAGCAUACCUAAAGACACAACAUGUCAAACACAUUUUUUUAUGUGACUUUACUCUUUUAAAGACUAGUAGCAUUGAGUUGAUGUGUGAUUAAUUCCUCCGAAAGGCAAACAGGGUACAAAUGAAGUCAGACACCGCAAUGGAACAGAUGGUCUCAGCAACAAUUCAGCAUUUAAUAGGAUCUGCUGAAAUGAAGAAUGAAGGCUCUCUAACAUCUCUGUCACAGCUUAUGUUUAAAUCAUCUUCAGCAUUUUUAAGUCAUCAACUGUGCAUGUCUGGAAUAAGAGGUACAAACAAAACAAAACAAAACAAAACAAAAACAAAACACAGACGCCUGUUCAAACGACGUGAUUUAAGAUGCUGAAGACAUGGACUCUGAACUGACUGGAUUUGACAGCGCACAGUUACGACAUACUUCACCGCACAGCUCGGCUACGUCGUUCUGAAGCGAGCAGGGCACUUCAGCAUCCUUUCAGAGUGUCGCCUGCCGCCAAUUCUCUGCCCUGCAUCCUCGUUUACCUCCUGUGCCGGACGGCGAAAACAGCGAGGGAGGAGGCUGGAGGGUAGACGGAGCACCCCUGCUCUGAAGUGACGGAGGCUGACUGCGAGACUCAGCCUCUGCCAGCGAAUCAGCUGCGUCGGAAAAAAUCAGAGGUGCGAAGACAUAAUGAUGUUGACAAGGGCAGUCUCUGACACUCUGAGGUUGCUCUGCAGACUGGUGCCACGCUCCUCAACGCAACGGACGCGCAGGGGAUGAAAAUUGGAAUCAUCCAGCUGCCGGGGAGCAGGAAAUGAAAGAGGAAUAAAAGUUUGCUCUUUGCUGAGGUCGGAGGCACCGGGCUGUGCCUAAAGGAUGACUAAGAUCCUGAUGCGGGAGUCUGGGAAAGAUAGGCCUCAGUGUCACCCGGCUGACAGAGGCUUAGGGACAGCUUCUUAUCAUCCCCGACGAGACGCGGUGGUAGGAGAUUCGGCAAGCACACAGCGAGCUUGCUUUUAAAACCCACGUGGUGAAAGCUUGAACUGUGCGUUACCUCAACCUCAGCGACCCCUUGUGACGUCUGCUGUGGUCAGAGCAGAGUCCUGCUGUGCAGUUCCAAACUACAGACAUGUUUUGUAAAUGGUUCUGGGAUGUCUUAUCGGACACCUGGGGGCUACGCUUCACACAGUUUAGUACGUAAUCCAUUCACAAGAUAAACUGGAAAUGCACUCAAGAAACAGUCUAACUCUGUUACCCUGCAGAACAAUAUGAUUCAAGACGUUAUCACUUCUAAGCCUUUGGAUACUAUUCAUUGGUUACAAGGCAUUACAAAUACCAUUCCUUUGACCUGCUGUCAUAUUCAGAAGAUGAAAGCUUUCUUUUAUGUAGCAAAGCCACUUCAUAUAUUCUGAAUGCACCCUUCUUUUAAAGAAUGUAAAAGUAUAUACAUAUGUCUGUGUUGUGGGCAGCACAGCAAGACAAAUAAUCAAAGCACACACCUGUCCAACUUCACAACGGGACAGAGGCAAAGCUGCACAGAGCAAUGUUAUUGGCCUUGAACCAAUCGCGUUUAUGGUCCAGCAUCAUGGGCCCUGUGUUGCUACCCUCACCGCCACAGGUUAUAACGCACUGUGCAAUUGUACACCACUGGACGACACAACUCCCCAUUCCCCAUAAGCCUCAGAAUGUGAAGCCAGUAGCCUGCAGCCUGAAGUGGAGCAACACUCAUAACCGUUUCUGCUCGUCCUCAUGGGGACGCUCGGACUCUCUCUCGAGACACACACGCACGGACGGAAACAGGCGUGGAGCCCCCUUAAGAUGAAAAGCUCCCGACAAGGCAAGUCAGCCACUUAAUUCCCUGGCUCGACCUCAGACCUGUUUCAUAAGCACCCA
Messenger RNA from Megalops cyprinoides (Indo-Pacific tarpon), 3866 nucleotides. It is a transcript of the gene oprd1b, whose product is annotated as opioid receptor, delta 1b. Gene Ontology annotation, biological process: neuropeptide signaling pathway; G protein-coupled opioid receptor signaling pathway. Lineage: Eukaryota; Metazoa; Chordata; Actinopteri; Elopiformes; Megalopidae. The transcript is spliced from 3 exons. Gene Ontology annotation, cellular component: neuron projection; membrane. The record is from RefSeq and is a predicted model, not a curated record. Gene Ontology annotation, molecular function: G protein-coupled enkephalin receptor activity; neuropeptide binding. The coding region runs from base 404 to 1528 and encodes 374 amino acids.